GGAGCGGUGUGUCGCGGGUGGUGUCGGGAAUCGUAGUUCUGACCCACCCUCUCACAGCAGCCUUUGGGAUGCGCCGAUGGUGACUAUCUUACUACAUCUCCCGGCGUUCACUUCGGCCACAGGGCUUGUUUACUCCGCCUGUCGCGCAGCAGGAAUCCCCCGACAGCAACAGGUUGGUUGGGUGCCAGCGGGUGUCUCUCCCGCCCAGUGUGGCCACAUAGCCUGAUGGCGGGCUGUGACAGCAUCACCGGGCCUGUCACAAUCACCCUCCAGCAAUACACAUAGUGCAAUGUGGCCAUUACUGGGGGCGGGGGCUUAUUCACUAAACUGGGCUAAAGGGACAGUAAUACAGAGCUAUCUACUAAAAUGGGGACAAUAAUACAGAGCUAUCUACUAAACUGGGGACAGUAAUACAGAGCUAUCUACUAAACUGGGGACAGUAAUACAGAGCUAUCUACUAAACUGGGGACAGUAAUACAGAGCUAUCUACUAAACUGGGGACAAUAAUACAGAGCUAUCUACUAAAAUGGGACAAUAAUACAGAGCUAUCUACUAAACUGGGGACAGUAAUACAGAGCUAUCUACUAAACUGGGGACAGUAAUACAGAGCUAUCUACUAAACUGGGGACAAUAAUACAGAGCUAUCUACUAAAAUGGGACAAUAAUACAGAGCUAUCUACUAAACUGGGGACAGUAAUACAGAGCUAUCUACUAAAAUGGGACAAUAAUACAGAGCUAUCUACUAAACUGGGGACAGUAAUACAGAGCUAUCUACUAAACUGGGACAAUAAUACAGAGCUAUCUACUAAAAUGGGGACAGUAAUACAGAGCUAUCUACUAAACUGGGACAAUAAUACAGAGCUAUCUACUAAACUGGGGACAAUAAUACAGAGCUAUCUACUAAAAUGGGACAAUAAUACAGAGCUAUCUACUAAACUGGGACAAUAAUACAGAGCUAUCUACUAAACUGGGGACAAUAAUACAGAGCUAUCUACUAAAAUGGGGACAGUAAUACAGAGCUAUCUACUAAACUGGGGACAAUAAUACAGAGCUAUCUACUAAAAUGGGGAUAGUAAUACAGAGCUAUCUACUAAACUGGGGAUAGUAAUACAGAGCUAUCUACUAAAAUGGGGACAGUAAUACAGAGCUAUCUACUAAACUGGGGACAGUAAUACAGAGCUAUCUACUAAACUGGGACAAUAAUACAGAGCUAUCUACUAAACUGGGACAAUAAUACAGAGCUAUUCACUAAAAUGGGGACAAUAACACAGAGCUAUCUACUAAAAUGAGACAAUAAUACAGAGCUAUCUACUAAAAUGGGACAAUAAUACAGAGCUAUUCACUAAAAUGGGGACAAUAAUACAGAGCUAUCUACUAAAAUGGGGACAGUAAUACAGAGCUAUCUACUAAACUGGGGACAAUAAUACAGAGCUAUCUACUAAAAUGGGGACAAUAAUACAGAGCUAUCUACUAAACUGGGGACAAUAAGACAGAGCUAUCUACUAAAAUGGGGACAAUAAUACAGAGCUAUCUACUAAAAUGGGACAAUAAUACAGAGCUAUCUACUAAAAUGGGGACAAUAAUACAGAGCUAUCUACUAAAAUGGGACAAUAAUACAGAGCUAUCUACUAAACUGGGGACAGUAAUACAGAGCUAUCUACUAAAAUGGGACAAUAAUACAGAGCUAUCUACUAAAAUGGGGACAGUAAUACAGAGCUAUCUACUAAAAUGGGACAAUAAUACAGAGCUAUCUACUAAAAUGGGACAAUAAUACAGAGCUAUCUACUAAAAUGAGGACAAUAAUACAGAGCUAUCUUCUAAAAUGGGGACAGUAAUACAGAGCUAUCUACUAAAAUGGGACAAUAAUACAGAGCUAUCUACUAAAAUGGGGACAAUAAUACAGAGCUAUCUACUAAAAUGGGACAAUAAUACAGAGCUAUCUACUAAAAUGGGGACAGUAAUACAGAGCUAUCUACUAAAAUGGGGACAAUAAUACAGAGCUAUCUACUAAAAUGGGACAAUAAUACAGAGCUAUCUACUAAAAUGGGGACAAUUAUACAGAGCUAUCUACUAAAAUGGGACAAUAAUACAGAGCUAUCUACUAAACUGGGGACAAUAAUACAGAGCUAUCUACUAAAAUGGGACAAUAAUACAGAGCUAUCUACUAAAAUGGGGACAGUAAUACAGAGCUAUCUACUAAACUGGGGACAAUAAUACAGAGCUAUCUACUAAAAUGGGACAAUAAUACAGAGCUAUCUACUAAACUGGGGACAGUAAUACAGAGCUAUCUACUAAACUGGGGACAGUAAUACAGAGCUAUCUACUAAAAUGGGGACAGUAAUACAGAGCUAUCUACUAAAAUGGGACAGUAAUACAGAGCUAUCUACUAAACUGGGACAGUAAUACAGAGCUAUCUACUAAACUAGGGACAAUAAUACAGAGCUAUCUACUAAAAUGGGGACAGUAAUACAGAGCUAUCUACUAAAAUGGGGACAGUAAUACAGAGCUAUCUACUAAAAUGGGACAAUAAUACAGAGCUAUCUACUAAACUGGGACAAUAAUACAGAGCUAUCUACUAAAAUGGGGACAAUAACACAGAGCUAUCUACUAAACUGGGGACAGUAAUACAGAGCUAUCUACUAAAAUGGGACAGUAAUACAGAGCUAUCUACUAAAAUGGGACAGUAAUACAGAGCUAUCUACUAAACUGGGACAAUAAUACAGAGCUAUCUACUAAAAUGGGACAAUAAUACAGAGCUAUCUACUAAAAUGGGGACAAUAACACAGAGCUAUCUACUAAACUGGGGACAGUAAUACAGAGCUAUCUACUAAACUGGGAACAAUAAUACAGAGCUAUCUACUAAACUGGGGACAAUAACACAGAGCUAUCUACUAAAAUGGGACAAUAAUACAGAGCUAUCUACUAAACUGGGACAAUAAUACAGAGCUAUUCACUAAAAUGGGACAAUAAUACAGAGCUAUCUACUAAAAUGGGGACAGUAAUACAGAGCUAUCUACUAAAAUGGGGACAAUAAUACAGAGCUAUCUACUAAACUGGGGACAAUAACACAGAGCUAUCUACUAAACUGGGACAAUAAUACAGAGCUAUUCACUAAAAUGGGACAGUAAUACAGAGCUAUCUACUAAAAUGGGGACAGUAAUACAGAGCUAUCUACUAAAAUGGGGACAAUAAUACAGAGUUAUCUACUAAAAUGGGGACAAUAAUACAGAGCUAUCUCCUAAACUGGGGACAAUAAUACAGAGCUAUCUACUAAACUGGGACAAUAAUACAGAGCUAUCUACUAAAAUGGGACAAUAAUACAGAGCUAUUCACUAAAAUGGGACAAUAAUACAGAGCUAUUCACUAAAAUGGGGACAGUAAUACAGAGCUAUCUACUAAAAUGGGGACAAUAAUACAGAGUUAUCUACUAAAAUGGGGACAAUAAUACAGAGCUAUCUACUAAACGGGACAAUAAUACAGAGCUAUCUACUAAAAUGAGACAAUAAUACAGAGCUAUCUACUAAAAUGGGACAAUAAUACAGAGCUAUUCACUAAAAUGGGGACAAUAAUACAGAGCUAUCUACUAAAAUAGGACAAUAAUACAGAGCUAUCUACUAAAAUGGGGACAAUAAUACAGAGCUAUCUACUAAAAUGGGGACAGUAAUACAGAGUUAUCUACUAAAAUGGGGACAAUAAUACAGAGCUAUCUACUAAAAUGGGGACAAUAAUACAGAGCUAUCUACUAAAUGGGACAAUAAUACAGAGCUAUCUACUAAAAUGGGGACAGUAAUACAGAGCUAUCUACUAAAAUGGGGACAAUAAUACAGAGCUAUCUACUAAAAUGGGACAGUAAUACAGAGCUAUCUACUAAAAUGGGGACAGUAAUACAGAGCUAUCUACUAAAAUGGGGACAAUAAUACAGAGCUAUCUACUAAAAUGGGGACAAUAAUACAGAGCUAUUCACUAAAGGGACAAUAAUACAGAGCUAUUCACUAAAAUGGGGACAAUAAUACAGAGCUAUUCACUAAAGGGACAAUGAUACAGGGCUAUUUACUAAAGGGACAGUAAUACAGGGCUAUGCACUAAAGGGACAGUAAUACAGAGCUAUGUACUAAAGGGACAAUAAUACAGGGCUAUGUACUUAAGGGACAAUAAUACAGGGAUAUUCAUUAAAGGGACAAUAAUACAGGGCUAUGUACUAAAGGGGCAAUAAUACAGGGCUAAGUACUAAAGGGACAAUAAUACAAAGCUAUUUACUAAAAGGACAGUAAUACAGGGCUAUGUACUAAAGGGACAAUAAUACAGGGCUAAGUACUAAAGGGACAAUAAUACAGGGCUAUUUACUAAAGUGACAAUAAUACAGGACUAUGUACUAAAGUGAGAUUGCAAGGUAAAAACUGCUGACCUGGAAAAAAGUCAGUAAUGAAUCCAAUUCGGCUACUUUGGCCUUAAGUUAGACAUUCACUUUGAAUUCUCCCUUUAGUAAAUAACCCUGUAUUAUAGGCCAGAAUUGCCUUAGAAUAACAUUACUGACUUACAGGGUUAUUCACUAAGGUGAAAAUUCAAACUGAAUUUCACGUUUCAGUAUAAAAUAGUUGAUUUGGAAGCCUAUCUGACUUAAAGGGAUACUGUAGCGCCAGGAAUACAAAGCUAUAUUCCUGGCACUGAUUGGCCAGGGCUCUGUUUGACUUGUACUGCCUCUGCCCCUGAUCUGCCUUCUUGACAGUCUCAGCCAAUCCAAUUCCUAUGGGAAAGCAUUGUGAUUGGCUCAGAACACCACUUCUGAUGAUGUCAGCCAAGGAGGCAGAUCAGGGGCAGAGCCAGCAUCAGCAGUAAACUGAAAUAAAUGUAAGAUUUUGCUAUAUUGAGGGGGCAGGGCUAUUCACUAAAAUGGGGACAAUAAUACAGAGCUAUUCACUAAAAUGGGGACAAUAAUACAGAGCUAUCUACUAAAAUGGGGACAAUAAUACAGAGCUAUUCACUAAAAUGGGGACAAUAAUACAGAGCUAUUCACUAAAAUGGGGACAAUAAUACAGAGCUAUCUACUAAAAUGGGGACAAUAAUACAGAGCUAUUCACUAAAGGGACAAUAAUACAGAGCUAUUCACUAAAAUGGGGACAAUAAUACAGAGCUAUGUACUAAAGGGACAAUAAUACAGAGCUAUGUACUAAAGGGACAAUGAUACAGGGCUAUUUACUAAAGGGACAAUAAUACAGGGAUAUUCACUAAAGGGACAAUAAUACAGGGCUAUGUACUAAAGGGACAAUAAUACAAAGCUAUUUACUAAAAGGACAGUAAUACAGGGCUAUGUACUAAAGGGACAGUAAUACAGGGCUAUGUACUAAAGGGACAAUAAUACAGGACUAUGUACUAAAGUGAGAUUGCAAGGUAAAAACGGCUGACCUGGAAAAAAGUCAGUAAUGCAUCCAAUUCGGCUACUUUGGCCUUAAGUUAGACAUUCACUUUGAAUUCUCCCUUUAGUAAAUAACCCUGUAUUAUAGGCCAGAAUUGCCUUAGAAUAACAUUACUGACUUACAGGGUUAUUCACUAAGGUGAAAAUUCAAACUGAAUUUCACGUUUCAGUAUAAAAUAGUUGAUUUGGAAGCCUAUCUGACUUAAAGGGAUACUGUAGUGCCAGGAAUACAAAGCUAUAUUCCUGGCACUACCAUUCCUCUGCCUUCCGCCCCCCAGUAAAUACUUUAUCCCAGCACCGAUGUCCCUCGACGCUGGGUCGACACUCUGCCCCCUCCUCCGUCCCUCGACGAUCGGGGUCUAAUGCGCAUUAGACGUUCCCGUAGGAAAGCACUGAAUCAGUUUUCCUUUUAGCAAAAAUCUGACGCUGGAGGUCUUCAUGCAAAGCGUGAGGACGUCCAGCGUCAGAUAACGGACCAAAUAUCACUUACGAUUCUGGAAGCGCCCCCAGUGGCUGUCUGGUAGACAGCCACUGAGGGCAGACUUAGUGCUGCGAUGUAAGCACUGCAAUGUUUAACAUUGCAGCACUAGAUGCAAAAGGGACACAAUGAGCUGUAGUGGUUUUGGUGCCUACAGUGUCCCUUUAAUAUAUUAAAAUUUAAAAGGGUUCUAUAGUGAAAGGAAUACAAACCUGUAAGGCCCCCUCCCAUAGCCCUCGGCUACUAAAGGGUUAAAAAAUCCUUUAAUCACUUACCCGUCAUCUGACCGGGGGGAUAAUGCGCAGGAGUGGUGAGCACAUUAGGCUCUCUCCGUAGAAAAGCAUUGCUUCAGAUUUUCACUGACACUGGAUGUCCUCAUGCAGAGUGCGAGGACGUCCAGAAUAGGUUAGGUGACCUAAAGUCAGGUAAGAUACGGGAAGCACCUCUAGUGGCUGUUUUAGUGCUGCAAUGUAAACAUUGCAUUUUCUCUAAAACUGCAAUGUUUUACAUUGCAGCACUAAGGGAGUCAGGGACAGUUCACCCAGACCCUUUUAAUGAGCUGAAGUGGUCUGGGUUACCAUAGUGUUCCUUUACUAUUUUAUAAAUAGUAAAUAAUCUGACAUGGAGAAUUAUUGCAUUCAGCUAUUUUGGUCUAAAAUGUAACAUUUGUUUUACAUUCCUGAUAAUUCUUAUUUUAAUUAAUAAUUUCUACAGUUGUUAUUGUGGCUUCAAGUUUGAAAUUUACAUAAAGUUUCCUUCAACACACUUAAAUAAUUAUAAUAUGAGAGUUCAUGUUAUGAGAUAUAUGUUUGUAGGGUUAUUAAAGAGAUUCUAUAGUGGCAGGAAAACAAAGCCAGAAACUGCAAUAAUUACCACUGUAGGGUUAAAGGGACACUAUACUCACCAGAACUAUUACAGCUUAUUGUAGUUGUUCUGAUGAGUAUAAUUGGCCCCUUCUGUCUGUUUUGCAGUAAACACUGUCUUUUCAGAGAAAAUGCAGUGUUUACAUUACAACCUAGGGAUACCUCCACUGGCCACACCUCAGAUGGCUACUAGAGGUACUUCCUGUGGCAGUACUGCACAGCACUGACAUUCAGUGUCUCCACCCUAUGAAUGCAGACACUGAACUUUCCUCAUAGAGAUGCAUUGAUUCAUACAUCGCAAUGACGAGAUGCUGAUUGGCCAGGGCUCUGUUUGACUUGUGCUGCCUCUGCCCCUGAUCUGCCUUCUUGACAGUCUCAGCCAAUCCAAUUCCUAUGGGAAAGCAUUGUGAUUGGCUCAGAACACCACUUCUGAUGAUGUCAAUCCUGUAUAUGACAGGGGAUUACAAUUUAUAUGGUCUGAAACCUGGCAUUUAUCAUUAUCUUAUAUUGGUUUGUGACUGUUUUAGAAAAAUGAAAGACCAGUUUGAUUAAAAAAAAAAUGGUUAUUAACCAGUUUAAUAAGUAUAUGUUCAUACAAAAUUAGUAGAACAUAUUUAUACAAUAAAAUACGCAAAAUACCAGCUGCUGUGGACUGUCAGAUGUAUUUACUUAACUGGAAAUUGUAGUGAAUUGACAUUUGAGGCCAAGUUACUCAAGCUGGAUUUGUAGCUAAGUUGGAAAAUUAACAGAAUUAGCUACUUGUUUGUGGUUUGUAUUUCCAUCAGUUCUCCACAAUUUCCAGAAUAAAGGGUGAUUUGUACAGCUACAGUCCUAGGCUGACUAAUGUCAAUUCUGUGCAACUCCCGCCCUCCACCAAAAAAAACUACACUUGCCAAAACACAUAUCCAUUAAUUCAUGCAGUGUCUGUGUUUGUGUAGUGCAGUGGUUCGAAGCCCAGUCCUCAAAUACCCCCUAACAGUCCAGGAUUUAGGGAUGACACAACAGGGUAAUCCCUAAAUCCUGGACUGGUAAGGGGUACUUAAGGACUGGGUUUGGUAACCCCUGGUGUAGUGGAUGCAAUGCGUGUGUCUGUGUAGUGGAUGCAGUGAGUGUGUUUGUGUAGUGGAUGCAGUGAGUAACAAAUGUGCUGUGCCGCAAAGAGCAUGGGCCACGCAUUUGCAUAUAUAUAUAUGCCGUGUCCUAUCUCCUGCAGCAUCAGGUCCUUACCCCUUGUGAGCCGCUGGUUGCUAUGGCAAUGCUCCAUCAUGCAUUGCGUGCUGCGCGGAGUUGCCAUGAAAACUCGCAUCAACGCUCUCGCAGUUCAAGAGAGGAGAGGACUUGAUGCUGCAGGAGAUGGAGAAUUAGAUCUCUGUGCCCACUCUUCAUUGGACAAGAGGUGUAGGUAUAUAUAUGUGUGUGUGUGUGUGUGUAUAUGUAUAUGUGUGUGUGUGUGUGUGUAUAUAUAUAUAUAUAUAUAUAUAUAUAUAUAUAUAUAUAUAUAUAUAUAUAUAUAUAUAUACACAAAUGGGCGCCCCCCUCCCUUCGUCAAAGUGCUGCCUUGAGCCAUAUUCCUACUGGGACCUAUUUAAGAGGCCCACCCUGAGCCUUGGCCUCUGCAUUUCUGCAGAAGCUGGAAGUGUGUCACUGGACCACCAGGGAGCAUCGGAGCCAGCCAGUGGUUUGUGCCACUACCGGAGAACUGGGUCGGGGGACUUGGCAUCGUAACCACUACAGCGGCUGUAUUUAUGAUAAUGCUUUCGAAUAACCCUUUAAUGAUUUCCAGUGAUUUGGAAAUUGAAUUGGAAAUGUACUCCAGAACAGCUGGUGUGCCAAUGUUUCAGCAAAUAUGGUAGCAAUAUUGUAAACAUUUAAAAGGAAUACUGCCACCCCCAUAACAACUUAAGUUUAUUGAAGUUGUUAUGGGGAGGAGGGCCCGAAGCACUGCCUUACCUUGAGGGGUUAAUUCCUUUUGCAACAGUUUAUCCUGAAUUUGGUGCUCUGACACUGCUGUCCACUGGCUUUCAUUGCACUUUCACUUAUUACCUAUCCAUUCUGUCCAACUUUGACAUAAAUGGCUUAUAGGCACCAGGCUAACAAACAUUAGUACUUUUAUUCUGUCACUUCUGUCCUGGGUGGACCAAAUAGAUAUUAAUAUUGCAGAUAUGUAAAUUCCACAUUUGCUGCUGAUGAGGUGGUCUGGAGAGAUUCCUGUCACUAGAGUGAAUGCUUUUGACAUUAUUACUUUCUGUGUCUAUUGUUCAAGUUAACAUAGUGUCCAAAUUAAAUGUGUUACAUAACCUAGACUGAUCAAAAACAUUGACAUGCUCAUAUUAUACCUUGUAAGAGAAUUAAAGGGACAGUUUGGGCAACAUAACAAUUACAUGCCAAUUUAGUGAAUACAGAUACCUUCCCCUGUUUUUUUUUUGUCAUAUUAUUUUUUAUAACAAACAAAACAGGUACCAGCCCCUGUCCAUAGAAGUUCUAGGUCUGGAAAAGAGUUUCUUAAACAUCUGAUCAUUUAUUAUUUUUAUUGUUAUUACUAUUGGUAUCUAUAUAGUGGCAGUAAAUUCAGUAGCACUUUACAAUAUAAGAAGGGGAUAUUUAACAAUAAGUAAGACAAUUACAAAAACUUACAGGAACGAUAGGUUGAAGAGUACCCUGCUUUAAAUAAGCUUACAAACUAUUGGAGGUAGGGUAUCAAACACAAUAGGACAGGAGAUAGCAAUCAAACAAGGUGGGAGUGAGUCAGAGCUGGAUGAGAGAGUAGAAUGCUGCCCUUUAGGAGAGAGGAAAGGACAGGUAUGUGAGGUAGAGGUUACAGUGGGAGACCAUAAGCUUUCCUGAAAUGAUGGGUUUUAAGGCACUUUUUAAACGAUUGAAAAACUAGGGGAGAGUCUGAUGGUGGUAGGCAGGUUAUUUCAUAGGAAGGGAGCCGACCACGAGAAGUCUUGCAAGCGUGAGUUGGCCGUACGGUGCGAGCAGCGGACAGGAGAAGGUCAUGGACAGAGCGGCGAGACCGAGAAGGGGCGUACCUAUGGAUCAGUGAAGAGUUAUAUGAGGGGCUAGAGUUGUUCAGUGCUUUCUAAGUUUGGAUUAUUACUUUGAAUUGGGGUGAGGUGUGAGAGGAGCGACUGGGGAGGAAAAUCAGUUUGGUGGCAGCAUUCAUUACAGACUGUAGCAGGACUAUAGGGCUUCUGGAAAGACCAAUUAGGAAAAGGGUUACAGUAAUCCAUGCAAGAGAUUACUGGAGCAUGGACAAGCUGCUUAGUAGUAUUUGUCUGGUGAAUGUUUGAUAUUUUGUACUAUAUCACAUCCCUUAAAGAAGAUUUGGAUAAUUUAUAUUCUGCAGCACUUUACAAUUGUAAAACUUGUGUGACUAAUCAGAUGUGACAAAAUAUUACAAAUUGACAGGAACAAGAGUUUAACUAUGAAUACAAAUGCUUUCUGGAGGAAGAUAUUCACACAUUUAUAAAGAAGUGGUAUUUUUUCCACUAUAUUCAAUUUUGUUUUACUCUAGUGCAGAGAGAAUGGGAGAGUCCAGAGAAAGGCGUGUUUAUUUAUUGCACUUGAAAUUGCAUGUAGUCUUUAGAAUAAAGCAUUAAAUUACUGUAAUGUGCAUUUGGGACAUCAGGUUUAGAGAGCACAACACGUUUUCUUAUCUGUGAAGCCGUAAGCCUACGGAAGCCAUGAAUGAAUCCUGCAGUGUAGAGCAGCAGCUUUAUAGAGCAAAGCAUUCUUUGGUCAAAAGCACAGAAAAAAAUUGCUCUGCAAAUUCUUGUUUGAAAUGAGUAGGGUAUUUAGAUUAGCCCAGAAAGAUGUGUUUAAACACGUCACAUGGGGAAAAGACCCUUUCAAAGGAAAUAAGAAAUAUUCUUAAUAGAACAGAUGUUUGUUUAAUUUUUUCACAUCAACAGGUCCCUGUAUUCUGGGAGAGGAAAAGGUUCAUGCACUUCAAAAACAAAGUCAGGACACAAGACUCUGAGACAGAGCACACACUUCUAUGCAAGAUUAAUGGUCCACUAAAGGCACCCAGACCCCUUCAUCUCAAUGAAGUUGUCUUGGUGCAGUGGUCCCUUCGUUUUAACACUGCAAUAUAAAACAUUGCCGUUAAAUAGAUAUGAUUGCAAGGUUCAGCACACCUCUAGUGACUGUCUUAGUAACAGACACUAGAGGCACUUCUGCUGAAUAACAGUCAGGCCUGGUUACUCGAUGAAAUGAAAUGCUCAUAGAGACAAUUGAUUUGCUGCGCAUGUGCACUAGCUUCCAAAUUCUUUUCCAGCUUGCUAAAGUGCAAGCUUUUAACUGCACAUGUUAAAUAUGUCAAUCAGACAGCUGGGGGUAGACCUUGCUUCCAAAUUGCACCUGCCUUCUACAAGUGCCUGUGAUAUUGAGCAUUCACAGGACUCCACAUUGUGCCUCGUCCUCUUUGGCUCUCCUUUCUCCCCGGCGGCGGUGUCAUCUGUGCCACGCAUCCCCCCCCCCCCACUACCACAUUCGCCUGUGGCUCACAAUCAGAAGACUCUGAUUGGAAAUGUCCCUGUUGGUGCUGCGGAAGAAAGGAGAGGGCUUGCAAAGGCUGCAGUCAGAAGAUCUGCCGCUUUUGCAAGCACUUUUGGAUAUACCCCUGUAACGGCCACCCGGAGUAUCAGAGGGGUGUAUGCCGUUAGAGAUGUCCUUUUCCCUGGGGAAGAGCGGUGCUGCAAUAUUCUCCAGAUGUCAUCUCAGCCAAACAGGUAGUCGAAGGUAUAGUAGAGCUCUUACAAGAGCUAGUGAUUAGUUGUGAAGCAGGUUCCCUACAAGCAUGAGGCAAGGCUACAUGUUGAGGGUUAAGCAGAACUGAUUUUUAAUGUGGCCAUGCUGGCCUUUUAUGCAAGUUUUCCAACAAGGUUGCCACCCAGGUGGACCUUGUUGUGCACAGAGAAAAACAGUGAACAACCAAUCAACAUAGAGUCAUGUAAUGAGUCACUCCCAUACAUUACAUCCAAUCCCUCCCCUCUGCUUGGGAGAUAAGUGAGUUAAUUACUGUAUCAACUCCAGCACCAUGUUUGAAUGUGUUAUCUAUAAUCAUCCCAUUUAUUAAAAAAAUAAAAAAUAAAUGAUUAUUCUCAAGAAAAAAUGGAAAAGACCUGUGAAGAAGCAGUCAGGGUGGUUCAGAACAAUCCCGUAUCUUCAGUCCGAGACAUGAGAAUCUUGGAGCUAUUAGCAAUGUGAAAUACUGCACCAUGUUUGAAUGUGUUAUCUAUAAUCAUCCCAUUUAUUAAAAAAAUAAAAAAUAAAUGAUUAUUCUCAAGAAAAAAUGGAAAAGACCUGUGAAGAAGCAGUCAGGGUGGUUCAGAACAAUCCAGUAUCUUCAGUCCGAGACAUGAGAAUCUUGGAGCUAUUAGCAAUGUGAAAUACUGGAAAAUAUCAAAUGAAAAUCCAGACAAACCCAUGAUCAUUUCAUAUGACAAAAUAUCUGGGAUGCAAAGGUGGAUCCACUCCAGCUUUUACUAGGUUUUUCUUUCAGUCCAACCAGAUGGACUACUCUUAGCUACAAGUGCCUCAGGGUCAGGGUGUGUCCCUCAUCUGCAUUCACAUCUGAUACAAGAAACUAUUACAGGAAAAUUAAAUAUCUGUCUUUGAAUCACAGAAUGUUAAAAGCAGUAUGGCACUCAGAGAAUUCCAAGAGAAGACUAAGGGUUGCUUCAUAUCAGCUGUGCAUGAGUUAAGUCUGUUAACAAAGGUUCUGUGUAGAUUAAAGGGACACUAUAGUCACCAAAACAACUUAGCUUAAGCAGUUCAACAGUAUAUAUUAGAGGUGCCAAAAAAGGUAGAUCCCCAGAUGUUUUUAAACUACAGCUUCCAUGAUGCUUUGUCAUUCUAAAGGCAUGCAAAGCAUUGUGAGAGUUGUAGUUCUACAACAUCUGGGAUCUACCUUUUGGGCACACCUGGUAUAGAUCACGCCCCUGCAGUCACUGCUCAAUUCUCUGCCACUUUUGUUUCUGGUUAUGUAGCCCUAUUCACAACUCCUUGAGCUGUGUGUAAAAAAAAAAAAAAACAAAUAUCUAAAGGAACACUAUAGUGCUGGAAUACAUAUAUAGGUGUCUGGCCCACCUCUCUGUUGAGUAAAAAGGUAUUAAACAUACCUUUUCUCCAAUGCUGUGCUGGUCUUGCUGUGACUGGCCCCACCAUGGCUAAGAUCAUUAAUGUGGAGGAUCUCAGCCAAUCCAAUGAUUUCUCAUAGUAAAGCAUUGGGAGGCUAUUGCGCAUGCACCGCACUGCGCCAAUCAGGAUCUUAUAGAGAUGCAUGGAAUCAAUGCAUCUCCAUGGGGAACAUUCAGCACUGAAUGUAGGUCCUGCACAGCAUGCAGCACUGAAAUAGGAAGCUUCUCUAGUGGCCAUCUGAGUUACUGCACGUAAAGUUGUUGCUAGGCAGCACUGUAAACAGUGCCUUUUCUCUGAAAAGGCAGCAUUUAUACAUUGAACAGCAUGCAGGCACAUGCUAUAGAUACCGGAACCAUUCAUUGAGAUAAAGACGUCUGUGUGACUAAAGUGACCCUUUAAAGAUUUGGUGCAUUGCUGAUGUUGCUUAAGGGCUGUAUUGUAUAUGUUUAUACACAUAGGUUUCUUUUUGUGUUAGUAUAUAUGUAAACCUUUCUAUUGAAUUUAGAUCAGUUUUAAGUUCUCCUCACACUCUGUCUCCUGAAGUUUUAGUCACUUAUUUUCAGUUCUUAUAUAGCAGUCUUAUAGGUGGGUUUUCAAAGAGAGGGAUAUAUCAUUAGACAUGCUGACCCAAAAAGAGAAUGGAAAUCCUGCCUGCCUACCUUUCUUUAUUUCCUCUGGUUAUCCCUUAGGAUUCCUUCCUUAUCCUUUAUUUACACUUUUCCUAUCUGCAAGCUUUACUUGCUUUCUCAUUUUGGUUUCUGAAUCCCAUCCCUGUUUCUCUUUGCUCCUCCUCCGCCCUCUCUCUGUCUCACAUUUAUGUGUCAUACAACGUUUCUGCCAAAUUCUGCUGGAAGUGUAAAAUAGUUCUCAGUGCUGUGAGUCAGAUCUCCUGGUUGAAGACGUUAGACAUCCCCCCCUCCUAGGUGCAGGCCCUUUCUCCUGGUAUCUGUACUGCUACCAUUCAGCUCUGUAAGUUUGAUAUUUUGCUGCUAGCAGUGUCUCCUUUAAUAUUUAAUGGUUGUUAUGGCAUCCUUCCAAAUAUUUAGCUUUUCUUAGUUUCCCCUCUUGUGUGCAUACUAGAGUGCACUGUUUAGGAAGCAGAUGAUUGCUUCUCUCUGGGUAAUCCGCUCUGUGGGCAGUAACUAUUUCCUAUGCCAGUUAUAGUUGUUCUGCUCUUACUGUGGUUUUGUUUAUAGUUAUGUUUUUUUUAUUCCUAUUCUCUAAUCCUUCCAUAUCUUUCAUUCUGCCGCAGCCAUGGCUCCAGCUACUCCCGGCCCAGUCCAGGUAGUUCAAGUACUAAAGGAUGAUCAUUCUUUCCAGUUGGACGAGGAGGCCCUGGCCUCUGUUCUUCUCCAAGAGAGAAUACGAGAUUUGGAUGUAGUGGUUGUAUCUGUAGCCGGCGCCUUUCGAAAAGGGAAGUCCUUUCUGUUGGAUUUUAUGCUGAGAUAUGUCUACAGCCAGGUAUCUUUUCAAUCCACAUUUCCUCUCUCCGAAGUUGUACUAUUCUCGGAGUAUCACACUCAUAUUCAGGUUUCAUAAUAGCUUUUGUUUUGCAUAAAAUGAUGAAUUCCAACUCCAAAUAAUUUUAUUUAUACCUUGCGCAUCUGCGUGGUUAGUUAAUAUACAACUUUGCACAUUUAAUUAAACGAAGAGCAAAACGUAUAUUAAAUACAAAUCUCAAAUUUGGUUGUAGCAAAGCUGUCAAAAAAGAGCCACAUAGAAACACCUGCAUUUCAUCUGGCAUCAUUUCUGAUCGGUCCCAGGUCAGAAAUUGCAGGACAGAUCAGGAUAGGUACAGGCAUACACACAACAUGUAUAGAACAAAAAUACAGGAAUACAGCUCUAGAUGUAAAGGGGAAAAAUAUAUCAUUAUAACACUGUUUAGCAGCUAAACCACCUAAGCAACCAAAUGCACUCACCUGUAGAAAUUAGCAGGUGUAUCAGGGAGCCUCGGACCAUUAAUAUCACCAGGGGAGACUCCCUGAUACUCCUGCUAAUUUAUACAUCUUGCAUUUGGUUGCUUAAGUGACUUAUUAACUAAACUGUGUUAUGCUAUAUUUUGUUUCCUGUACAGCCAUAUUCCCAUAUUUGUGUUGUAUAUAAGUAUUUGCGUUAGAGACCAUUCAGGAAGGUCUCGGGCAAGACUGCCAUCCCUAUCCCCAGUUAUAAAAGCUCAGUAUCAGUACAUUGUAUAUAUUUUACAAGUGUUGGAAGAGUUUAAUAUACACACACAGGGACCCAAGUGUGUUACAUAUAGAUAUGGAUAUACACAGAACUUUUCUCUGGCUGCUCCUUGAGGCACUCCCGGGGUAAACCAUUUUAUUUUUAAUUUGAAUAAUAUAAGUGUAUGGUGAGCAUAGGUGACAUUAUUUGUAGUUUUAAGAUUGUUUUAUGACAUGUUAAUUAUGACAAAGUCUCAUUAAUUCAUGUUCUCCAUCAUAUUAUUAUGUUUAUAGACCUACUUUUUACAGACAUUUUAUAGACUUCCUAUGUUCCUUAGGCACCACCUGCCUGGAACAAUUCUCAUGUGCUGCCCCCUAGGGAUGUAAUAUUUCUUAAGUCUCUUGCAUAUUGUACCAUGAAACAGCUUGCACGUGCCAUGUCAAGUGUUAAAGAAUAUUAAUUUACAAUGAGACUGGAAUAUACAAGUAAAGUAAUUUUUUUAAAGGGUUACUAUAGGUAUCGAAACAACUUUAGCUUAAAGGCAUUCUCUAGUGCCAGGAAAACAAACCCGUUUUCCUGGCACUGUAGAAUCCUGGAGUGCCCCCCUCCCUCCCACCCCCCAUCCGACGUUGCUGAGGGAGUUAAAACCUCUUCAGACACUUACCUGAGUCAGGCUCCACCCACGCUCCUCCCCCGCCUACGUCCAGCGGCGGGGGAGACCGCAUGCGCGGCAAUGGCCAUGCUUGCAUUAGGAUUUCCCCAUAGGUAAGCAUUAUACAAUGCUUUCCAAUAGGGAUUCCGGCACGCUGGAUAUCCUCAUGCAUAACGUGAAGACGUCCAACAUCGUUUAGACAAAGUGCCUCUAGACAGCCACGAGAGGAGGACUUACCCUGCAAGAUAAUUAUUGCAGUUUACAAAAACUGCAAUAAUUAUACUUGCAGGGUUAAGGGUGAUGGGAGUUGGCACCCAAACCACUUCACUGGGCUGAAGUGGUCUGGUUGCCUACAGUAUCCCUUUAAUAAAGCAGUUUGGCUGUAUAGAUCAUACCCCUCCUGUAUCAUUGAUCAUUUGUCUGCCAUUUAGGAGAUGCAUCACUUUUGUUUUUGACCAUGCAGCUCUAACCACAUCUCCCCUGUCUGUGGCUGAGACAGGCUGCAUGAAAAAAAGGUUUCAUGUUAUAUCUGCUGUUAAAUUACUUUAGAGGUUUUUAUCUCCUGUUCUGUAAUGAGACAGCCACUAGAGGCUUUAAAGGGGGAAGGCUUAACCCAUUCAUAAACAUAGCAGUUUCUCUGAAACUGCUAUGUUUAUUAAAAAAUGGGUUAACCCUAGCUGGACCUGGCACCCAGACCACUUCAUUAAGCUGAAGUGGUCUGGGUGCCUAGAGUGGUCCUUUAAACAGUCUGUGCAAUAAAGGAAUCGAGAAUAUCUAGGUACCUUUUCAGGAAGUGUUUAGGGAGGCUGUUCAAGUCACAUGCAGGGUGACUAAGUGAUUUAACUCCUAAAUAGCAGAGAAUUGACCAUUGAGACUGCAGGGGCAUGUCUACACCAAAACUGAUUAAUUAAACCAAAGUUGUGUUGGUGCCUAUAGUAUCCUUUUAAUGUUCUAUAAAUCAUCUGUCGUAGAAUGUAUUAACCACAAUUUAAAAAAAAAAAGGGGGGAAAGGAAAAUAAAACGUGAGGUUGCAAGUUGUAGAAAAAUGUGAAGUUGACAUCAGAAACAACAGCAUUACAUACAAAAUAACAUGAUUUUAAAGGAGCAGUCUAAGAACCACAUCCAAAGCACCCUGCUUUAGAGUUAAUGGUGGUAGUAGGCUUCAGGUGUAGACCCUGAGUUCCUAAUCAAACCACUUUCUAGCAGAUUGGUGAAAUCCUGGGGGACACCUGUGUCACUACAACGGCAUAUAGUGUCUAUGGUGAUCAUACUGCAUGGGAAAUCUAAAUCUGUUUAGUUCAUGAUCCUAAUUUUGUGUUGUAAUGGAAAUAGUUUGUAAUGUUUUACCAUUUGUUUACAGGCAGUAUUCAAGGACUUUACAGAUUCAAACACAUAUAUUUUUAUUGGAAAGUUAAGAUUGCACUCUGAUUUGAGUCCUCCUGAGUCCAAAUUACCUUGCAGACUCUAAAGCUGUGCUUUCAUUUUUGGUAAAUAUUGAAACUAUAAUUGUUUAUUUUGAACCAAAUGAUAUCUCCAUUUUGCAGAAAGAAAACAGCAGUAAUUGGCUAGGGACAGAAGAUGAACCUCUUACUGGCUUCUCCUGGAAAGGAGGAUCAGAACCAGAUACGACAGGUAUUCAGAUCUGGAGUGAGGUCUUCACCAUGAGAAAGCCAGAUGGCAAGGAGGUAAGACUCUCCAGUUUACUGGGUAACAGUUGUUGAAACACGUUGAAUGCUCUAUUGAAUUGCAUAGCCAGAUUGUAGCGCUCUGAUUUGCCUAUAUAGCUUAAUUAUGGUCUUUCUUGGUUAGGUUGCUGUGGUUCUUAUGGACACACAAGGAGCAUUCGACAGCCAGUCCACAGUGAAGGAUUGUGCCACUAUCUUUGCUCUCAGCACAAUGACAAGCUCUAUCCAGGUGAGAACCUUUUUACACCAGAACCUUUCCAGGUUUCUGUACAAUUUAACACUGUCAACACAAACAAAUUGUUCCUUCUACCUCCCAUACCCACAUAACCUUCUUCAAAGCAGUAUCUGCAGAUCUGUUAUCUUCAGAGAUUAUCUUGCUUUAGGGAGUGCUGCCACUGGCUUCUUAACUUAAAUGUGUACUUUGCUUCUACAAUAGUACCUUUUUCAACAGUAACAAAGCCUUUUUUCCCUCAUUCUUCUAAGCACCCCAUUUUUCACCUCUGUUAACACUUCAAUUGCUGGGAUAAUGGAACAAAAAAAUUACUUCCACAGAAAUUUCACUUUAAAGGGACCAUUGUAUUCCAAAACAACUACAUCUCAAUGAAGUUAUGGGGGUUGGAAAACUUGCCUUACAGGUUUAAAUCCCAAAUGUGUGUUGCUGGGGCACUCAUCUGCACUGAUUCCUUUCUUCCUCUCUGUUAAGCUGAAAUAGUUUUGGGGCAGAGCAUCCCUUUAAUUUAAAUAUUUAAUCUUUCAACCUCAAAAUCAAUCUCCCCAAUCCUAUCCCUUCCCUUACUCUCUUAAUUUUCCACCUCUUAAGCACCUCAUUCUCUAACUGUGUUUUACAUCUUUCUUCAAACAAAUUAAUUUACACCUGUCCUGUAAUAAGCAACACUUGAAUCUUCCAACAUUAUUAACUCAUUUCAGUAUUCUUCCUAAUGAAUUACAAAAUCUUCCGCCUGUCUCCAUAAAAUCCAUACCAUUUAAAUAUUUUCCUCUUUCCGGCCUUCUUAACUUCCUUAGAAAUCUUUCACUUUUAAGUGAUGCAUAAUGUCCCAGUCUUUGCUCUCUCAAUAAGCAAAAAUCAGGUACUAUAUAUUAGUUGAACAAAGUGAUGUAAUAGUUGCCCAAGUAACUUUAUUUGACAAUUGUUAUUUUGUGAAACACGUUUUAACAUUGAAACAAAAAUAAUAGCCAUUGGAAUGACCGGUACUCUCUGAACACUACAUUAUAGUGAAAAGGAUUAUACCCAAAGUAGCAUCUCCUCUGUCGAUAUAUCAGUACAGAAAUUACAAGGAAAUGGAAAAAUUAAGUGCUCCAUUGUGUAGUAUAGAAAAUGGAGAGGUAAUGGUUACUUCUGAGAAAUAACUAAUGAAGAACAUAUAUUGUAUGGAAGGUGAGCUGCCCAAGUAACAAUUGGCAGGUCUAGAAAGCAAGCUUAAUGUUGCCACUUGGACUCCUAUACCUCUCACACAGCUUACCAACAGCUACCUCUUAUACAGGUAUAUUUGGGUGCUUCCUACAUGCCGGCAAAUCAUCUGUUUUUGAUCUUUAAUUCUCCUCAUCUCUUCCAAAAGCACCCAUUGCAACGUUGUCAUUUACACUUUGUCAGCUUUGCUUUAAAGAUCAAUAAAUCUCUGUCUGUGCCCCGUAUCUUAUUUAACACACCUCUAGUGACAUUUCACUGUAUCGCUCAAAAUAUUUUUCUACCUGACUUUUUCCCUAUAUUAUCCCACUUUAAAAUUAACCAUUCUCCCAGGAAUAUAAUUCGAUGUCACAGCACGUCGUGGUACAAGUCAGUGAUAAUUUGUUAGAGCUCUGGUUGACACUCUUUUUCUCAUUCAUAUAAACUUAAACUACAAACAGACACUGUAAAUAGUUCUCCAUUUCAGGAAAACAAGAUGACUUUCUUUAGUUUAAAUAGCUACUGCAAGUCAUUUUCUUUUUCUUAUACUUCUAUCCAAUUCGCGUAAUGUGCCCACUUACACACACAACUGUAGUAUGGGUCUCACCUCCCCACAAGUCUAUCUUUAUUAGUCUAUAAUUGCCUUCUCUUACUCCAUGUUUUUUUACCCACAGAUCUACAAUUUAUCUCAGAAUAUACAGGAGGAUGAUCUGCAGCAGCUACAGGUCAAUAUUUGUGUAUCUCUCAUACAAAGAAAAACUCCCAGAGUAUAAAAUGGAUGUAUAAGUCCAUAGACACUCCUUUUACAGCAUCCUCGCUCUUUGAUUUAAUACAUGCCCUCAUAUGCAGGGUUCCAUGAGGGGACAGUAGAAACCCUCAGAGGUUUUGAUCAUAACCAAGUGCAAUUCCUGGAUAAGCCAAUAAGCUGUUUUGACUCCCACUGACAUCAAGCAGGAAUCUGAAUAAUUUGUAUGACAACAACCAUUCUCCCAUAUAAAACAGGUUGGGGGUACACAAUUCCAUUUAAGAAGGGUCCAACAAGGCGCCCUUACAAUUAUAAACUAAUGUUGGGUCUUCUAACUCCUUUCAUCAUCCCAUGUGUUGGGAAUAAAUGGUAUAGACAGUGCAGGACAAUGAACAUUCUUCUAUUGCACUGACGCUGAAGGUUUCCUGGCCACAUACAGAAAUGAUAGACCGUGUGCAUAUGUAUAAAUGGUUUUUUUGUUUUGUUUUUUAUCCUGUAAAAGUUUGGUGUUAUUUUUCUAGUUCUUCACUCCCCUGUUUGAUUGGCCAUGUCUUUUCCAAUUUCACUAGGAGAGAUAUUCAUGCAAAGAUCAUUGUGGGCACUCCCUGUAAAGUACACAUAGCAGAAGAUGAUUUUAAAGCAUUGUGCAUAAUAUCAUUACUUCUCAAUAUGACCCUGUCUAGAUAGGAAAAAAAUAAAUAACAGAAAAUGGCCAGAGAGGGCAUAUUAAAAUAUAAAACAUAUUCAAUGCACAUUAAGUAGUGUAAGUGUUUUAUAAUCAAAUUCACAAUCCCUGCACAAACCUGUACCUAAUUUUUUUAUUUUUUGAUAUUUGAAACAUAUGCUGACUAUUUUUCUAUUGUAAUUGUUGUCAAUUUCAAAAACGACAAAAAAUGUAAAAAAAAUAAUAAUAAUAAUAUAUAUAUAUAUAUAUAUAUAUAUAUAUAUAUAUAUAUAAUGUAUUAAGAUAUCCCUUAUAUUUUUCCAUUUCAGCUUUUUACAGAGUAUGGGCGUUUGGCUAUGGAUGAGAUCUUUCUGAAACCCUUUCAGGUAAUAUAUUCAGAUGCAGGUUCUUUUGAUAGAAUAGUAGAAAGGUGCGUGUUGAUCACUUCAUGACAAUUGGUUUUACGACCAGACAUGGCAUGUUAAUUAAAUUAACACAUACAGUGUCGUUCAUGGAUGACAUUACUGGACAAAUGCCCAAACACAUGUACAAUAAUAUGACAUUUCUCUGUAGAUGCACAAAUGUACAUGUGUACACCCUAGGCAUCAAGGGGCGGCAACGCCACCCUGAAUAUGGAAGAGCACAAAGGGAAGUAUGUAUAAUAUAUUAUAUUAUUACAUAUAUAAUAUAUACAUUUUUACCACUGCUGCAUGAUUCACCCCAGUAAACCAUUCAGUUACAUUUACUGGAGUGAGUGUUUGGGUGAGCUAAGCCUUUGAAUGACAUGCCUCACAGAUAAUUGUUUACUAGUCAUUAGACAUUUUUGGCAUGGUACUACCUUGGUACUUUGUUGCACUGACUCAAAACCUAGUUCAGUCUGUCAUUAGCCAUAUAAGAUACAGUGCAUUAAGAACAUAUUCAGUGCACUUCAUAUUUUUCACAUUUUUUUCAUGUUGCAGUCUUAUACAACAAUUGUUUAACUUAUUAAUAUCAUUAUUUUCAUAUCAAUCUACACGUAAUACAUCAUGCUUUGUGGAUGUUUUUUAGUAGCAGAGACUGGGAGGCUUUAUUAGGGUUGAGGGGAGGAACAACACAAAAUACAGAGAUAUUCUUAAUAUAAACCUGGUCUAGAGUGCUCAGGACCUCAUACUGGGCCGAAGAUCACAUUCCUUCAGGAUAAUGACCCUAGGCACACAGCUAAGACAACACAAGAGUGGCUUGGGGUCAACUCUGUGAAUGUUCUUGAGUGGUCCAGACUUGAACCUAAACAAGCAUCUCUGGGAAGACCUGAAAGCGGCUGUCCACCGAUGGUCCCAAUUCAUCCUGGCUGAGAUUGAGCGUGCAUGCAGAGAUGAAUGGCAGAAACUAUACAAAUCCAGGUGUGCAAAGUUUGUCAAAUCAUACCCAAAAACAAUUAAAAACUGAUACCGCCGGUGCUGAGUUUAAGGGUCUGAAUACUUAUGUCUUAUGUCUAUUUGAUAUUUUAGUUUUUUAUGCAGUGUAAAAGUGUCAAAUAAUAGGGUGUUUCCCAGGGUUAUAAGCAACAUGUUUGCAGAAAUGAGAUCUAUUGUGUCCAAUGUUAGGCUUAAUAAGUGUAUUUUCGUGAGGAGCUCCAGCACAAUGCGAUUGUCUCGGUCGGCUGUCAGGCACCGUCCUGACACCCUCGCCCCCAAAAAACAUUUUUGCUUUGUCUUUAGUAUUCAGUGUAAGUUAAUGUGAAAGAAAUGUAAACAGUUGUAGCAUGAGGCUACAACAUAAAAAGUGAAAGAAUAGAAUGCAUUGUAUUUUGAUGUAAUUUAAAUUUUGCUGUAGUAGGGAGCUAAACUUUUUAAAUUUGAAUACGUUUCAUUGAAAUUCUUUUUUUUUCUUUCUUCUUUUUCUUUAAACAAGACUUUUAUUUAGGUCACAUUUAUUUAGCAUGAAUUUAAUUAUGUGCAUGUUGAAUUCCACUCCCUACAGACUCUGAUGUUUUUGAUUAGAGACUGGAGCUUUCCUUAUGAAUACCAUUAUGGAGCAAAAGGAGGGAUGAAAUUCCUAGAGAAGAGGUUAAAGGUAAAGUGUGUGUGUGUGUGUGUCUGCGCACGAGCAGUAUGAUAUACAAGUAUAUUAGUUUUUUGUGUUUUUAAAGUACAAAUUUCAUAAAGUAUCAUGACCCAAUGUGCAAAUUCUAAUUUUAGACAAGUAGUGCAACGUUGGCAGCUCCCACCAUUAAUUUUCUUAAUCAUAAUUUUCAGUCAGCCAAUAGACCACCGCUGUAUGUCACACUUUCUACAAUAUCAUUAAACAAUCUAGUAGAAUAACAUCUGUAAAGGAAGGAUACGGUUAUUUUAUGUGUGUGUGUGAGUGAGAACAUUGCCAGAUAAAGAUGACAUUUGAUUGUAGAAUAAAAGAUGGAAGAUGAUAACUUAGGAGACGUCAGUGAGUUGCUCAUUUUAAGCAAAUUUCUGGGUAUUAAAAUAUUUCUGCUUAUGUUUAAACAUACUACCUGCUCUCAAGGUGGAUAUGAGGGGAGCUCUUCAUACCACAGCAGUGCUUUUAAAUCUUAGCAGAAGUAGCUCUUAAUGUGUGUGUGGAGGGGUGGGGGAGCAGAUGUAUUAGUUUGGGUGGGUACAAGGAAUUUCACUGCCCUAGGCAAAAAUCUGGUUUUGUUGCCCUCUUGUGUAUCCCGAAUCUCCCUUCACACUACUCUUUUUCCCUUUCUAGUUUCUCUCUGUGCCAGCCAGUGCUCUUACUUUUUAGUAAGAUUCUAUCUGACUCAUUCUACCCUUUCUGUCUUUUUUUUUUUCUCUGCAAGUUUCUCUUUCUCCUUUGCCAUUUUCAUUUUAACCGCAUUUCCCACUUUCUCCACACCACUCAUUGUGUGCCUCAAAGCAAAAACAGAGUGUAUGAGAAUGGGCAAAAACUCAGAAACGCUCAAAAGCUUGCUCAGGUCUCCAUAAUGGUUUUUGUCACUUUGUGAAAUUACAGAGAGAACCUAUACUAUUUGCACUGAAUGUGUGUUUAUGGGAAAGGCAGUGUAUAUAUAGGUGAGGGAGGCUGUUUGUGUGCGUGUUUCUGUGUGUUAUCAUGAAGGGCUCUGUGUGUAUAUGUGGGAAUGGCUGUAUGCGUGAGGAGAGAUUGUGUGUGUGUGUGUGUGUGUGUAUUUGUGGGAGAGGCUUUGUGUAUGCGUGAGAGGUGGUGUGUGGGUGGGGAGAGACAUGUAUGUGUGGGUUGUGUAUCUUGUGUGUGGUAGGGCUAUGUGAUUUGAAGAACAUAUGUGAUGAUGUUGAUGCUGCCAUAUCUACAUCAAGUUUCAAACUUUCAUAUCCUAUGUUACUAGAAAGGCCUAAAAGUUUAUCAUCACUGCAAAUUUAGAGGGUACAUGGCACACUCACCAGGAGUGAAAUUCUAUUUAGCAGGCCUGCAUUUUCCCUCACCAAUGGCUAGCGGGCAAGGGCAAAUUUUGAGCCUUUUAUGCAUCAUAAAUUGUAGUUGAAUGUUGCACUUUUUCAUAGCUGUGUAUUUUUGUUGCUGUUUGUAGCUGACUAACAGGGUUAUUCACUAAUUCCAGAUUUUAGCAGAUUAAUUCAAUUUUGUAAAAUUGAGGCUUAAAUAGACAAGCUGCAAGUUUGAUAUAUUUGCCAGUGUCAGGAUGGACACGCAGAACUUAAGUGAACAAAAUACAAACCGGAAUACUAAAAUGUAUUACAGGGCAUUAGAGUGGCCAGACUUAACACUAUAUUGAGUAUUACAAGACAGACCACGUUCAGGGAGACAGAGACUUCGUAAACAAAUAGACAAGCCAUAGUUCAAAGAUAAUAGAAUGGAGAAUGGUCAAGAUACAAGCCGGGGUGAGAUAGCUUAGAUGCAGCUAUAGUAAACGCACUCUUGGAUAACCACGACAGGGUACAGUAUAGCGGCCUCAAUGAACUUAUAUAGCCAUAGGAGGGCAGUGGUUGACGUCAGAAUGUGCAUGCGCGAUGUCUGCACGCAAAUCCGCAUCAUUAAUCGGGUCAAGGAAGACAGAGCCAUAUAAGGGCUUGGAUUCGAAGUGGCCUGCGUCAGGAAGAAUGCCGGAGGAAAGUGCGGCACAGAGGGAGGAGACAGAGCGGAUGUGCCACUCGGGUCAGCUACUUGUGCCUAAAGUUUACAAUUUGGAUGUAAUUUGCUAAAAUUCUGAGUUUUUUGAAUAACCCUGUAUUUGUUUGGGGUGGAAAUUUGAUUUUUGUUUACUGUAUGUGUGUUUAACAGGUGAAAGAACAUCAACAUGAAGAGAUACAAAAUGUCCGUAAACACAUUCAAACAUGUUUCACCAAUGUGAGCUGUUUUUUACUUCCACAUCCUGGACUCAAGGUGGCAACCAGUCCUCAGUUUGAUGGCCGUCUGAAAGGUUUGUUAUUAGACUCUCUAAAUGUCAGAAUUGUUAACUCCUACGUCACAUCUGUCUAUGCUAAUCUGCAAUUACCUUGACAAAGUCAUAUUUCCAAUUAUAGUUUUUCACUUUUCAUAGCCACAGUUUGUUUACAUAAUCUUAUCUUUCCACAGAUAUUGCAGCAGAAUUUACUGAAGAACUCCGUGCCUUGGUUCCUCUUGUGUUGGGUCCUGAGAGCCUUAUAGAAAAAGAGAUUAAUGGUUCGAAGGUGACAUGUAGGGGUCUGCUUGAAUACUUUAAGGUGAGCAUUUGGUAUUAAUUAACAAUUGAAAGUAAGGAGAAUCUGCAAAGAAGGAAGGUUGUUUUCCUAGGUUACGAUAAAGAGCAGUACAAGUCAAAAAAUGUUAUACGUUUAUCCUUUUACCAAAUCUUUUAUGAAUAUCUAGUAGUUCAUUGUAUUUUAUUAUGUGAUGUGUAGGUGUAUAAAUCGAUAUUUCAGGUAUAAUUGCAAUAAAAAAAAUAGGAUUUUUAGAGGGUGGUGAGCAGGCAGCCGACGAAGAUGGCUGCUUGCAUAGGGGCUACGACCGACUCACAGGUUUCACAUCACUAAUUCUGCAGGUGUAGAGCUAUACAUGGGGAAACCAUACACACACUGCGGGCUUAGCCUAGUUGCAAGAGGCAUGCCAGCCGUCAAUCACUCCAUCUCUGCAGCAAUACCUGCGCAACACGAUGGACCUCGCAUCACAACCCACGCACCUUGGAGACCGCCACCCUGCGUUCACCCUUAUCAUACUAAAGCGUGGAUUCCCCAGCAAGGACCACAGACUGGGUGGGCCUAAUCAAAGCCCUACCAAAACUACUAAAGCAGCCCUGAAGGAGGCAACUGCAUCACUACAGGCCUCAAUCCAUGCGGAGCUGCAGAUGGUGAGGAAUGAGUUACAGGACCUUACUUGGGAGGGUGGCCAAUAGUGAUGCAGUUGCCUCCUUCAGGUCUGCUUUAGUAGUUUUGGUAGGGCUUUGAUUAGGGCCAUCCACUUUGUAACACCAUGGAGUGCUAAACUUCGCAGCUUCUGCAGAUGGUCUUGCACAUUGAAGAUCUUAGAUAAUAGAGGCGGGGCCAGAACCUCCACCUGUGGGGCUUACCAAAAAGGGAGGAAUCUAGAGAACAACUGUGCACAAUACUUAACACAGGACCUGUUUUUAAAGUCAGCAAUGCGGACCCUGUCAAGCUUUGCUUAAGGGUGUCUAGUCUUGAGGGAUGACCUUUAAGGGACAUUAGAGUCACCAGAACAACUACAGCUUAAUGUAGUUGUUCUGGUGAGUAUGCUCAUUCCCUGCAGGUAUUUUUAUGUAAACACUACCUUUUCAGAAUGGCCACUGGAGGUGCUUCCUGAGGCAGUGCUGCAUAGUGCUGCACAGAAAUUUCCCCAAACAGAUGCAUUGAAUUAAUGCAUUUCUAUGAAGAAGUGCUGAUUGGCCAAGCUGGCAUUUGGCCCUCCCCUGUUCUGGCUCGUUGCCGAUUUUUCCAUAUGGGAAAGCAUGGGUUCUGAUUAUGUCAACAAGGUGGAGCCAGAGCCGGCAAACCCGCACAGCGCUCUAAAUAAGGUAAGUUUUAUUAUCUUUUAAAGGAGUUAACAGGGAGCAAGCCACUGGAGCCCAUGUUGCAUAUCUCUAUGGGAACCUCUUUGGUUCCUCGACUCAUCCUAAAGAUCAUAUAAACCUUUUUCUGUGAGCAAACUCUAGUUGACUGUUGGACAGCCCUAUACAUAGACGUGAAGGAUUAUACAUUUUACUUAAUUCCGAAUAAAACUUUCUCCUGAUUGGACUACCUCUUUAUCCAACAUUACUACCUGACAGAGCUACAAUAGCUUCAAAUUGGAAAUAACACCUGGUCUGAUCAUGCUCCAAUCCUCGUGACAUUUGUCUCGCCCUUGUACAGGCGCACCAGGGUUAAUUGGAAACUUUAUGAGUCUCACCUCUUGGAUCCCCUGAUGGUACAGGAGCCCCAGAUGAGACUUUUCCAAUAUUUCUAGGACAAUAAUAGGGAAAACACUUUGCUUUUCUGCAUUUGGGAGGCACAUAAAUGCGUGGGUCAGGGUUUAUUCAACUCUAAAGCGGACCAAGAACGCACACAUUUCCUGAUAUAUUGCAGGAAAUUCGGCACCUGGAAAAGCACCACAAUUAUUCCCAGAAUUCCUCAACCUGGCAACAUCUGGCUUUAGCUAGACAAGAACUUUCUAAACUGCUCAGUAUUAACUACCACAGUGCCCUAUUGCAGACAAAAUCCUUCUUCUUUUCUAAUGCUAACAAAUGUGGGACACUUUUGGCCCGCAUGAUCAGUAAACAGAAGGCAACCGCAUAUAUUCACAGAAUCCGCACAGUGGAGAGUAAACCACAAUAUUUACCUGACCAAAGAGUGACAGUGAUCUCAGGUUCUGGUAUAACCCCUUACAGAGGGAGAGCUGGCACCUUGAAUCCUCCAAGACUGGGAAAUGUUCUGGACCAGUCAGCCUCCCUUUGAGGUACUAUAAACAGAUACACUACUCCCUCGCUUACUAAAAACGUUUAACUCCAUCCGAGAGGACUCCGGAGUUGGAAGAUAUAUUAUUAUAUGUAGAAAAAGAAGGUUUAAUCUUCUAGACCAGUACUAUAGUUGCCCCACAUAACCUUAUUUUCUUGUUUUUAUUCUUUGGUGAUUGACAAUUAAAACUAAAAACACAAAAGCAGUGGAUUCAGGAAACACUAUAUAAUGUCAUUUAUUGUAGUCACCUUCAUUUUUGUGUAUGAUUUCAGGAUAAUGUGGUGCUGAUGGUAUAAAGUCUCAUUGUUAUUGGCAUAUUUGUCUCAUGAAUAAUAAUAUUGGGUUUUUUCAUCAUUAGGCCUACAUUAAAAUAUACCAAGGGGAAGAUUUACCUCAUCCUAAAUCUAUGCUGCAGGUAUGGUCAUUAUAUCCAUGUUAAGUGUAAUCUGCUAGUUGUACUCAGAAAAUACACAUGAUUCCAAUCUCUCUUCACCCUUAGGCCACUGCCGAAGCCAAUAAUCUGGCUGCUGUAGCUUCAGCUAAAGAUUUGUACAACAAUCGCAUGGAGCAGGUAAGAUCUCCUGAGAAGCAUUUUUUAUCUUUCUCCAAACACUACAUUAUCCGUCCAUUAUGAUUAAUCAUGCAGUUUCCCUACUUUUAUGUGGUUUCCUACCAUCUUUAUUUUUUCUUCUGCAUGUAAAUGGAUAUUCUAAGCACCAUAGACACUGCCACACACUGUAAUGGUCUGUUACGUCAGUGAGUGUAACCCGUGUGGUUUAGGUUGUGGGCAGUAGGUAAAACUCACAGUGCAGCUGGUCUAUGGAUUGUCAGAUGCACAACACUGCUCAAUUGGAACAGAGCUCAAAUUUAAGAUUUCAUAAUGUAGGAUAUUCUUAUGCUCAGUUGAACGCUAAUUUGCUUGAAUUGUCCAGUGCAUUUGACUAUUUAUAGAUAGUAUAGUCUCUCUAGCAUAGCUUAAUAUUUGUGCUAUGUUCUAUUUUGUAUUACAGAUGUACCAGCACAAUUUCAUUCAUUUUGGCCUCAUUCCUGCCUUUUGGGGGUUUUUUUUAUUGUUUUUUUAAAUAAUUUUUUUGCCUCCAUGUUCAAAUUUGCUUGCAGAUAAAAAAAAUAACAUUUUCAGUUUUCUGCAGCAUACUUAGCCCUAUAUCCAAGCUUUUUCUUUUUAAAAAUAAAUGAAUGAAUACAUCAUUGUGUAUGUACUCUGCUCAGCCAGUCAGAGCUUGUAUGCCACACUUGAAACAUCUGCAUUGCUCUGUUCUAGUUUGCACUUUAUUGAUGUAACAUCAGUAAGAUCCUACUUACCUCUAGAAAUACAAGUCAAUAUAAUAGUGAGAGCACACAAAUUUGAACACAUAGGUGAAAGUAGCACCAAAUUUCAACAUCCUUAACUAUCCUAAAUUUAUUGAAAUGUGUGUUUUUCCAAUUUUACAUUUACCAUGUCUCGUUCUACUGUGCUGUAUAUCAGAUUAUACAGUGGGCGUAUGAGUUUCCUUUAUAAGAAAAAAAAAAAUAUCUUGACUGAAUGAGAGGUGAGUAAAUAUAAUGUCUUGAAUCAACAAGUAAAAUAUGAAUAAAGUGAAUCUGUAUAAAGGGAUAUUCCCAGGUGCAGCUCUCCAAAUACAAAGGUCAGUCAAUAAAAGAGGGGCCUUUUUAGGUCAAGCAUGAUCGUCUCCAUAAACAUACAUCAAAACCUUUUACGUUUCGGCCUAAUUCUCCUCUAUUUGAAUGUAAUUUGAUACCAAUAAUUAUUUAGUCCCAUUUUGAGUACACUUACUGGAAACUAUGCAUAUUUUGCAACUGAUAGGGAUUUCACAUUGUAUAACUGUAGUGAAAUUUUUUAGACACAGGACAUUGAAAAACACAUUUUACAGCGAUCAAAACUUUUGAAGUAUUUUAGCAGCAGAGUCAUCUGAAAUAAUAAGUUUUAAGUACAUUUUUUAAGCAGUGCAAACUAUGGGUAGGCCUUAUGGGAGGAGACAAGCUGAAAUAAUAUAGGUGUUAAUAAGCAUUAUUAGUGCAAACACAGGCCAAGCAAAGGUCAGUGGCAGAACAGAGAGGAAUGUAUAGACAAAUAAUCUUUUUUUUUCGUAAAAUUAAUCAUAAAAGGAACGGGAGAGGUGGUGUGAGAGAAAUGACGAUAAGGGAUAAUACGUCUGGCAUGUGCCUUUAAGGACAGUAGAGGGCAAUAUGUGUUCUGGAGAGAGUUACAGUAAUCAACGUGGGGAAUUGUGAGCAAGCUCCUUAGUAGUAUCUUGAGUAAGAAAUUAUCAACAUGAGCAAAUGAUUUGGUGACAGACUGGAUAUGGUGUGUAGAGGUGAGACCAAAUCCAAAGAUAAUAAAGGUACAAGAUUGCCUGGGUUUCUGAGGUUAGUAUAGGUGGAGUGCGGUGGGGGACGGACCACUGUUUGAAAAGAUGUCACCAGCUGCCAGAUUCAGAAGGAUGAGUAGUAGGAGAAGAUUGCAAUAGGAUUUAAAUGUAUGAGCUAAAUGCUGGGGUUGGGAUGGAGAGACAGGAUAGUGAAAGGACAUAUGUGUAAUAAGGGCAGGUAUAAAACCGAAAGAAGUAAGUAUAUUAGGAAUGAGAGCCAAGAAGGUGAAAGUGAAAAAUAGAAAGUUGAGUAAUAUAAAGAUGAGGAAGGUAAAUUACAAUGUGGGAGGUGCUAACAUAGAAAUUGAAAUGGUUAAGUUAAGAUUAAUGAAGCGAUGGGCUGCAUCCUCUGCAUUGGUUUGGAUGCAAAUAUUUUCAAUAUUUAAUCCUGGGCAAAACCUUACAGUAAUCAGAGGAAGCCAAAAAGGGGCCAGGUGACCAACCCAGGCAAUACCUUAACCUUUAUGAAUACCAUAUGUUAAAAAAACAUGCAUCAGUGUACACCUUAAAGGGGAACACACACAAAUAGAAGUUGCCUACUGAAUAAAACAUGGAACAGGCAAAGUAUUUGCUAUCUCAGUCUUUACUUAGACCUUUAUAUACUAAAUAUUUAAAAAAAACGCGAAUGUACCAAAUACCCUAUGGUGAAAAAACAAACAAACAAACCCAUGUAAAUGUCUCUGGAUGAGCAGGUUCAACUGCUACAAUAUCUUAACGGGUUUGUAAACUUAAAAGUGCAUGUAAUAAAGAUGUCAUCCCUUCCCUUACUAAUCGUUACAAGGGGUUACUAGUGCGAAGAUCACAAGCUGAGAAAGAAAUGGGAACAUAAUCAAAUUGUAGUAGCUGUAACGCUUAUGACCUAGCAACUGUCCAGGUAUUUUUCAGUAUCUCCAUUGGAAUAAAAAAGGAGAGUGGGUGCACUACAGCUCCUACUAAUCUAGGGAGGCUUGCAUGGUACGGAUUGAAUACUUCGUUUCCACUCUUGUGGAUACAAUUAAUCUAAAAAAAUAUCACUUAGUUUCCUAGAUGUAGAUACAUAGAUUAGUUACCACCUAACAAUUUCUGCUAUUUAUGAACUAUUUCAGCUAGCCUAACGUCUGAUAUCUCUUUCGGUUAUAUCAAAUUACAAAAGGGAUUUUUCAGUAUGUGAUCUGAUCUGUUAACAUUAUAUUUAGCUUGUGGGCUUUGCAGAUGGAUACAUGGUUACAUAAAGAGACAUGCAUCCAUCAAGUUCGGCCUUUCUCACAUAUGUUUUGCUAUUGAUCCAAAAGAAGGCAAUAACCCAGUUUGAAGCCUUUUCCAAUUUUUUAAAAAUACUUGGAUAAAACUCCAUCUUGACCCCAUAAUGGCAGUCCGAUCUCCUUAUACAUUGUGUACCUAUAACGUUACAGCUAUUGCAAUUUGAUUACUUUCCCUCUCAUUUAUCAACUUGUGAUCUUUGCACUAGUAACCCCUUGUAACGAUUAGUAAAGGAUCUCUUUAUUACGUUUUUAAUUUGACAAACCGUUUAAGAUAUUGUAGCAGUUGAACCUGCCCAUCCUGAGAUUGGGUUUGUUUCUUUUUCAUUAUAGGGUAUUUGGCACAUUCGUGUUUUUUUUUUUUUUAUCUUUUUUGUAUAUAAAAGUCUAAAUAAAGAUUGAGAUCGCAAAUACCUUGCCUUUUCUAUGUUUUAUUCAGUAGGCAAAUUUUUCUACAGCUAUAACUACAAAUAUAAAAAGUCCAAUGCCACUAGACAUGCAUGAAAGUUACUUGCCACUGAAUGCCUGAAGGGUCUAUGGCACACUCUUCAGAGGUAACUUGACAAAGGUCUCAAUGCGAGACCGACAUGUUGCUUGUGUACUACCCAAAGAAAGCUGCAUGAGUUAGAUCAGGCCUCCCCAAACUCCAGCCCUCCGGAUGUUGCUGAACUACAACUCACAUGAUUCUAUCAAUGAAAUAGGCUGAGAAUCAUGGGAGUUGUAGUUCAGCAACAUCUGGAUGGCUGGAGUUUGGGAUAGCUUCAGUUAGAUGUUGUUUGAACUAAGGGAUGCAUUAAAUCCUGUGCCUAUUCCAGUUUGUGCGCACCGACUUGGGCUAUGUAUGGAUGAGUGCAUUCCUUAUCUUCUGUUUCUGCUCUUCGGAGAUUAACCCUCUUACUCGUGACAUCCAGUCUCUUGGAGCUCUCUGCAGUUAAAGGUUGAAAUAACAAGACAAAAUAUACAAAAAGUAUAUAGUUGUGUAGGCGCUUCCAACCUUAAAUGCAAACAAUAUGAGUGAGUGUGAAAAAAGGUGUAAUCCCUUAACACCCAAAGACAAAAUAGAAAGAUAAAUAGAUAGAUUCACACACACUCAAAAAAAAGGUAUAUACAAGAUAUAUACAUAAAUAGGUAUACCACCUAUUGUAGACGUAAGUAUGUUGGUUACAUCUGAAAAUUAAAUGGAACAUACAUAGUGCUUUCCAUAUAAAUUAAAAUAAACAAGUUAUAAUAUAUGUGGAUUGAACUCACAAAAGUGGAGCCUCAUAGGCUCUAUGCACAUCACUCUUGGGUGCCUAUUCAGGCUCUCGAUAGAUUCCUGUUGGAAGAACUCGAGGUCCACAGUAGUAGAUGUAGAUACAAAUUUAUUGAAAUAAAAGUCCAGUACUGGACUUCUCUAUUGGGACUUUUUUCUGGCGGUAUUUUCUUAUUGUUUAUAUAUUGUAGUGUUCCACUGCUUUAAAGUUUUGGCCAUAUUUGCGGUGCAAUACUGUAUUAUAUUUCAUGAUUAUACCUGCCUUGUCCCUAGUUAUUUAUAUAUUUUAUUUCAAUAUUUUAUUUCAAUAAAUUUGUAUCUACAUCUACUACUGUGGACCUCGAGUUCUUCCAACAGGAAUCUAUCGAGAGCCUGAAUAGGCACCCAAGAGUGAUGUGCAUAGAGCCUAUGAGGCUCCACUUUUGUGAGUUCAAUCCACAUAUAUUAUAACUUGUUUAUUUUAAAUUUUUUUUUUAAAUUCUUUAUUUUUGCAGUGCAUUUGGAAUAACAUAUGUGCACGGGGUACCCCAAAGGCAAUCCGCAUGCUUUGCAAACAUCAAGAACAAUGGAGUAUACAUUGGUACUUGCACAAUUUUUAGUUAGGAGAUGAAGUCGUGUUUAACAUAGAUUAGUAGCAGAUAGUAUCUGUUAAUCAUAGCUUAUUUAGAAGCGUUCACUGUUAGACAUGCAUAACUUUGGGUACAUAAUGUUUGGCAACUAUUCGAGGGUUCAAGACAGGCUAAACCAACUGCGAGGGGUUAAUAGAACUGGUAUAGGUUUGAGUGCUAUGGGACGAAUAAAACUAUGGUGAGGUGGCAUACUUUUGGUUAGGUUUGUAUAUGGCUAGAACUUUGGGAUGCUAUGCAAUAUACGCUUAUUUAAGUAGACCAAUACCCCAUUAUGCUCCCUGUAUUUUCCCUGUCUCACAAUGGGUCUGAGCUGCUUGCUCUUGGGUUUAAAUUGCACUCUAGUCUGGAGCUGCAGUGGGGUGACCACAGUAAAGGGGUGCUAAACCAUUAAAACAGCAUAUUAAGAUAUGGAGAUAACGUAUUGCUUAUUUCUGGGCUGUCAACUUGCUCACCCUAGGGGGCCCCCUUGGAGUGGUAGAUAAAGGCAUUAUCAAUCGAGAGUCAAGAAAAAGGAGAAGAGAUAUAUCAGCUAUCAGGACUGCUGGUAUAAUCACAUGAAAAGAACAAUAACUAAAAAUAAAAAUAAAAAGUAAAUAAAAAAUAAAAAUCAAAUCAGCAUUCCGAAGAAAAACAUAUUUGGUCAAUAAUAAUUCCCAAAGAAUUCCGCUUGUCAGCUCAGCUUAGCCUAUGCCUGUGAGGGGCAGGUCACGGUCCAGUCUUUGGGAAAGAUGUGGUCCCACAGCUCCCCGUUGUCUGUGCCCCUGGAUCUCCGUUUGAGGUCGAUGAAUGUGCAGGAGUUGACGGGGUCUUUUGGGUGUACCUUGCUGCUGGCGUCGGGUCGCCCCCGGGGUGUUAGGUGCUUGGUAUGAGUGUUCAGCGUGCGUCCAGGAGUGUGGGUACAUGCUGCAGUGGUCAGAGACUUCAGAUGCCGCUGGGCGGUGAGUUGGUCGGGUGUGUGUGGCUAUUUUGUGCUGCCAUAUGUGGUUACUGUUGUUGGAGCCUAGGGAGCCGUUCCCCUCUCUCCCCCCUUCCGAACUCCCGCCUCUUCUCUGUCUGAGGGCCCUUCUGGGGACUCGGGUCGGGCAACCACUCAAGAGGCGUCGGGUGGCAGGACGAAUCCAUGCCGCCGCUUCUUUUCUCGCUUGUUUGAAGAGCCGGCGCCUAUUGCGGAGCCCAUACCAUAGGCUUGUGCAGAGACGUUCAAAGAAGUCCAGCGUGUGAACAGGUGGUUUGGUAGGGGAGCCUUUUGUCGCUUGUCGCGCCUGUGGCGCCAUCUUGUUUGGGCCUUGGCAGUCCCGUUUACCCGCAUGUGUUGUCGCUUGUUCGGGUCUUGCUGUGGGGGUAAUCGUCCCCAGCGAGGACCGGGAUAUCCCCCGCCGGUCCAGAGGGGAGGGUAGCUGGGCAUCUUGUAGUUCUCGCUUGCAAGCAGGUCCCUUGCCGGGCGAUCGGCCGCCUCCCCCAGGCUUCAGGCUCCGCUGCAGUUUAGGCCACAUGGCCGGUACAUGUGCUCGUGAGUCGCUGUGGUGCAUGACCUGUACCGUUUUGUUCCUCGUGUGGUUCUAUAUCGGUUUCUGGACUCCGUGGGCUGUUGGCUUAAUUCGGCUUGCCAGGAUUAUCGUUUUUGUGCCCUCCAGUGUAAGAGCUCUUAGAGAGCACGUCCGGCCAUUUUGGCUGUCAGGCCCCGCCCCCUUGUUUAUUUUAAUUUAUAUGGAAAGCACUAUGUAUGUUCCAUUUGUUUUUCAGAUGUAACCAACAUACUUACGUCUACAAUAGGUGGUAUACCUAUUUAUGUAUAUAUCUUGUAUAUACCUUUUUUUUUGAGUGUGUGUGAAUCUAUCUAUUUAUCUUUCUAAAGGUUGAAAUAAGCAAUAAUUUACCUGUUAAAGGAAGUUGUGCAAAACCACAAAUUUGUGAUAAAUGGUUUCAUAUCUUACCACUUUUUUUUUCCAAUUUCAUUUAUCCUUAUAAUUGUUUGUUCUACAUAAAGUGUACCUUUUUUUGUUAAAAUGCUUUUCCACUCUAUUUUCACCUAGAUCUGUGGUGGGGACAAACCCUAUGUAUCCCCUGACAUGCUGCGUGAUCGCCACUCCACCUGCAGCAAGGAGGCCCUGGCUCAAUUCGAUCGUGCAAAGAAGAUGGGUGGUGUGGAGUUCAGUCAACAGUACCGAGAGGAGCUUGUGAAAGAUUUGAAUGAAGUUUACGAUGCUUUCUGCAAGCACAACGAGAGCAAAAACAUCUUCACUGCCUUCCGUACCCCUGCAGUGCUUUUUGCACUGGUGGCUGCAUUGUACAUGGCCUCUGGUAUAACAGGCUUUGUGGGGCUCGAAAUCAUUGCACAGCUGUUUAAUUGUGGUGUGGGUCUGCUACUCAUUGCUCUUCUCACAUGGGGCUACAUCAAAUACUCUGGACAGUACAGAGACCUCGGCGGUGUCAUCGAUUCCAGUGCAGAGUAUGUUCUUGAACAGGUAAGGAGAAAGACAUCUUCACAAUCCUUAUGAAUAUCUACACAAUUUUAUUUUUCAUUUAUUUGUUCAGCCUUUAUAAAAAUGUUUGGCAAUUGAAAAGCUUUAGACAAUGUACAGUGUCCAUUAUCAUGCAAUAUUUCACACAGAGUCUGAAAUGUUGUUAAAAAAGCAAAUAUAGAUUUAUUUUACAGAUGCAUGAUCUAUACACCAAAACUGCUUCAUUAAGCUAAAGUUGUUUUGGUGUUUAUAGUGUCCUUUUAACUUCUGCUAUGAGAUAUGGGUGCACAAAUGAUCACUUUGGGUAGAAACAUGUUUACCUUUUAACCAGAGGAUGUUUUACACUGGUUGGCUAGCUGAACAUGACAUUAUUUUCUUUACCCACCGGAUUAGAGGCAGUGCAAUGUUUGGGGAUACAUUUAACCAGGUCCGGACUGGCCAUCGGGCAUAGUGGGCAAAUUCCAGGUGGGCCGCAAUGACCAUGGGCCGAGGCCAGCAGGGUAGAUCAGUGUAUCUUCCCUGCCUGCCCAUGCAGGGCCGACACUAUCCGAGCGCCGGCCCUGCUGUGUGCCUUCAUGGGCCGGUGGGGAGACAAACUAUCUCCCCAACGGCCCACAGGCACUGAGAUGCGGGGGAGCUCUAUCCUGCAGCUUCGCCGGGUUCCUCUUGAGAGGUUGGAGCAUUGCUGCAUCUCCCGAGAGUGAAAUCUACCCCAGGAACUGCAGGGUAGAGUUCACUCCUCACUGGAACACCAGGGAUUUCAUACCGGACCACCAGGGCUGGCAACGAGGGAGGGGCGACAUAAAUAUAAUAAUUUUUUUAAAAUGUUUUACCCUACUACACCACACUGCACCCCUUACACACACACACUACACCCCAAACACCCACACUGCACCCCUCACACACAAACACUACACCCCAAACAUUACUGCACCCCUCACACCACACUGCACCCUUCACACACACACUACACCCAAACACCACACUACACCCCUCACACACACUACACCCCAAACAUUACACAGCACCCCUCAAACACGCACACUACACCCCAAACAUUACACAGCUCCCCUCACACACACUCACACACACUACACCCCAAACAUCACACCACACUCCACCCCUCACACACACUACACCCCAAACAUCACACAACACCCCAAACACCACACUAUACCACAGAGCACCCCAAACACACAGUGCACCACGCACACUGCACCCAAACACCACACAGCACCCCUCAAACACAGCACCCCUCACACCACAGAGCACCCUAAACACACAGACACACACUGCACCCCAAACACCACACAGCACCCAUCACACACAAUGCCCCCUUCACACAUACACAGUGCAUCCUUAACACAUACACCCCAAACACCACACUGCACCCCUCACACACAGUGCUCCCCUCACACCACACUGCACCCCUCACACCACACUGCACCCCUCACACACACUGCACCCCUCACACACACUGCACCCCAAACACACAAUCACCACACACACUGCACCCUCACACCAAACACCACACAACACCUUUCACACGCAGUGCACCCCUCACACACACACCCUGCACUCCUUAAACACCCUGCAUGCCUCAAACACCCUGCACCCCUCACACGCCCUGCACCCCUCACACGCCCUGCAUCCCUCACACGCCCUGCACCCCUCACACGCCCUGCACCCCUCACACGCCCUGCACCCCUCACACGCCCUGCAUCCCUCACACGCCCUGCAUCCCUCACACGCCCUGCAUCCCUCACACACAGUGCACCCUUCACACACAGUGCACCCUUCACACACAAUGCAAAGUGACCUUUUUUUCAUGCAAGAGCUCUUCAGCAAAGCUCUGUGCAUUGAACCAGCAUGCUCACUUUGAGAGGGGCGUGCUUGUCAUUGGUGAAUGCCCAGGCUGAAUUUUUGUCCCAGUCCGGCGCUGCAUAUCCCCAUCUCCUUUUGGCAAAAGACAGACUGAACUCAAUAAAAAAAAAAAAAAACUUUAAAAGUUAAGCCCCUCCACUUCCUCCUCCUCUUUAAACUAUAAGAUCCCCCAAAGACAAAAAUGCCCCAGUUGUCUGCCUGCCUUUAGCAGGGUAAGUAGGAAUUACAUUGUUGUUGUUUUCCCAGGCGGGGUUAGAUGGCUAUGGCCAGCGAAGGCUCUGCUUGUCUGAAAACCAGCUCUACAUGUGGACUUGGUUCUUCCCUCUUCAAUAGUUGGAAUGCACGCUGGGUGCUUGUGCUGGAAGUGGCGUGGUUGGGCUUGGAUGCACUAGUGGGAGGUCCUUAAGGUGGAAUGCAUGUACUGAUUACUGUGCGUUCCACCUGGAGGUUGCGGCUUGCUAUGUGCAUGCGCAAUGCAAUCUUAGCACCAAAUUCAUACAGGAAAGACCUUGGAGACUAUUUAAACUACUACUUCAGAAGCUCUUACAUUUUCAGCUAAACCUAUGGGGCUUUCUGCAGUGGCCAGAUGGCCUGUCUGGCUUAGAGGCUGGUCAGUGGACUCCAUUUCUAUACACUCUUUGUGAUCUGCCUUUUGAACAAGGCAUGCUUUUCCAGCUCUCAGCAGGACAAUUUACAAAUGGCAGGUGGGAAAAAGGCUCUUGUAGAAGAAGAAAAGCAACUAUGAUGGGACAAGAGAUUUUUAACAAAACCUGAUCUUCGUACAGACAUUGUUUUUGCAACUAUCAGAGACAGCCUUUUGGGUACAGAUAUUUAGAUAAAGGCAAGUUUAUGGGUAAACAAAAUAACGAUAUUCUAAUACCAAUGGCUGGAUUUUUUUCCUAAAUCUACAUUAGUCACAUCUAGUUCCCUUGAGGAAAAUUCAGUUUCUGGGCCUUCUUUUCUGUGGGUCAAAAAAAUCUUCACGAGAGCCAAAUCUAUAAGCAGAUUAAUUUAAUAAUGGCUUUAAAAAAGAACACCGUACUGGGUCUUUUCACUUCAGCAAUUCCAGCCAUCCAUGAGCAAGUAUGUGACGAUUACAGAAAAACAUCCUUUCAGAAUGGGAUAGAGAUCAGUCUUCUCAUUAUGAAAUGUAUGAUGCCCUAGCGAUUCCUUGGGAUCUUCAUCUGACAUACAUCUCCCCUCCAGUCCUGUUAACUCUGAGAGUCUUACAGAAGAUAGUCCAUGACACAGCUACAGUUAUUGCUAUAAUUGCUUUCUGUCCCUGGUAAAGUUAACGUUCUCUUCUUAUUAGUAUUUCCUUCUGUCACCUUCAUCUUUGAAAAUUCUAGAAUACGACCUAGUGUAUUCGCAGACCUUGAAAAAUAUUCAAGCUCACAUCUUGCUUUCUGAAAAGAAAAUCCUAAAUUCAGAAGGUUUAAGCCCUGAAAUGAUAGAUAUUUUUUGUAGUAGACAAGAAAGAUUCCAUUAGUACAAUAUACGCAAGAAUUUGGAAAAGGUUGUUGGUUUGUUUUUUUUUUCUUUUUCUUCUUCUUCUUGUUUUGGUCUGAAGGUUAAUCCCAUCACAGCACCUGUCCCUCGCCUCCUGAGAUUUCUUCCUUCUUCUCUCCAUGUUCAAGUCUCUUCAAUCAGUUUUUACUCCUUCGGAGAUUUAGCUUCUGAUUCCCUGGUGGCCAAAUUCAUCAGAGCAGUCUCUAACUUUCUUCCUACAAUUAGAAAAAUGAAUCCACCUUGGGAUCUUAAUUUGGUUCUGUCAGUACGCUGCGAACCUCCAUUUGAUCAAUUACAGAAUUGCUAUUUAAGUAUUAUAACCUGGAAAACGGUGUUCAAGUACUUUCAGCCUAACAUCUUUAUCCGACUUUUCUUUUGGAUAAGGUGGUCCUUCGUAAGGUGGCAUCAGUUUACAACAUUAGUCAAGAAAUCAUUUUGCCUACUUUCUGUCAAAACCCACACAACGAGGAAGAAAAAAAAUUCCAUUUGUUUCGAUGUUAAAAUAAGGCCUCUGAGGAUACUAUAUUUGGGCACAAGGUGAUUCAAGCAGUGGUGAAGUCCCAAUGUUCCCGCCUUAUGAGAUUGAUUAUUUAUCCCUAGUGUUGUUUCUGCCUCUAAUCUAGCUGGGGAAAGACAAAAAUUUUACUUACCAUAAAUUUCUUUUUCCUUAAAAUUAGAGACAGUGCACUUCUAUUUCCCUGCCCUAUUUCAUUAUUUUUGCAUGAUUUCAGCUUGUGUACUUUCUAGGGUAUUUUUGUCUUUGGGUAAUUUUAGCACCUGAAAGGGGGGAGGGGCUUAACCUUUUUAAAAAAUAUACAAAUAAUUUCCCCCCCAGAAUUUUCGUAUUUUUGUUUAACACUUUUUUAUUGUGAAUGUUAAAUACAACACACAAGUCAGGCAAUUGUUUCAGAACAGAUGCGGAGUCAAGAUUGUACAUGAAGCAUUUAACAAUACAACAUAAGUAAAACAAAAUAAAGGUUUGUCAAGUAUAACAUGGCUAUGGGUAAUUUCCAGACAGGAUAGAUUAGUAGAUAUAUAUAUAUAUAUAUAUUUGUUUUAUUUUUUUAUACAGUGUCCUGCCUGCCUUUUGCCAGAAGGAGAUAUCACCAAUGUUGCACUGCCUCUUAUCACUAUCUUUGUCAGUGGAGUACAAUGUAAUUUUAAUUUGCAUUGCAGUCCUCAAAUGCCAAAUGUUUUUCACUCUUUAAGACUAACCCAUGUAUUUGUAAUUUUAAUUUAAUUUUUUUUUUUUUUUAAAUCAUUGAUUACAUUCAGGUUUUUAUGUCUAUCUUUGAGAAAGUAUGCUAAAGAUAUACAAGCUACUGUUUAUGUUUGUGUACGUAUAGAUAAGUUUUUUUAUUUGUCACUUUCUCAUUCUUUAGGCCACUAACCGAAUGGGAAAUUCGACCCGUCGUAUAGUUGAGACUGCAGCAGGAGCUCCUCCUGAAAAGAAAAAACACAAGUAGCAUUGACCAGGCAUAAUAAGAGCACUUGAUCCCCUCCAUGCCCUGCCUCUAAUUGCAAAAAUGCCCACCUUUAGCACAGUUAUAUCCACUCUGGAGAUGCCACCGCUACACAGGACCUCUUCAUUCCAAUUCCAGAAUUUACCAGACAGAGUACAAAUAUGCACACAAUACAACAUAGGUGGUUAGGACCUACUACAGUCACCCUAGACAUAAGGGGUGUACCAUUACAAUUAUUGUUGGAGGGAUCUGUAUUUGGACUGUGCACUUUUUCAAAAGCAACAAUUUAACACACUGAGUUGAAGAAGUGUAAGUAACCAUUCCAUUAACUGUGUUGUAAGGAAGGGUUCCUCUACAACUAUAAAAAGUCAGGGUCAAAUAACUCUAAAAUUGGGACAGAUUGACGAAACUAUGUUGUGUGGAUUUUGAUCCAUGUUUCUAAAAUAGACGUUGAUAACUGCACCUAUUAUAAGUGAACGUUAUACAGCCAAAACUGAAAAGUAUUUCAAAACCAAUUUGUUAACAGUAAAAUUUGUUGUUGCAAUAUUGGACAGAAUACUAUGGCUUCUAAUGUGUCAGAGGGCAUGAUGGUGAAAGGAUAGUCACAUAUUAAAUGUCUAAUUCAUCCUUUGAGCCUUAAAGGGCAACUGCCACUUCAAAACUAUUUUUAACACAAUAAUCCUUUUUUUUAAGUUUUGAAAGGAAUAGAUUGUAUAUGUUGAAAACAUGAGAAACUAAUGCCUGCGUUUAGUAUGUGACAGCAGUCUUCAGCCAUAUACGUUGAUCUUGAAAACCAACAGUCUUCCUGGUCUUCCUCUGUGCAGGGAGUGAAGCAAGGAAGACCAUAGAGACUAACUGUUGGUUUUCAAUCACUGUCUGACCCAAGAUCCAUGUAUAUGGCUAAAGGAUUCUGUCAUAUACUAAAAAUAGGGAUGGCUAUUUCUCAUAUUUCUUUCUUGUUUUCAACAUAUACUUAAUUUAAAAAAAAUCUAUUUAUUUUCGAAACGCGAUGAAAGGAUUAUUAUAUUAAAAAAUAGUUUUGAGGCGACAGUUGUCCUUUAAUAUAUUGCUCAAUAAAUCUUUGCUUUCUGUAUUUGCUACUCACACUUUUUGUAUGAUGUUUUGGGAAUUUCAGGCCUCUGGGUUAAGUAAAGUACAAUAUAUUCUUACAUCUUGUUACAUUAAUAAACCCUUCAUGUUACAAGAUCUAAGAAUUUAUUGGACUUUAUUUCUUUUUAAUCAGUUGCCUAAUCAUUUGGAUUGACUCAUGAGAUUGAGCUUUAGUUAGUCAGUGCAAAUGAUUUUCUGUAACUAACCUUGUUCCUUGAAAUGGCACAUUGUACUCUGUAUAAGAACUCUUUCAAUGAUAAGAAAUAUUUCAAAAUAUGAACUUGCUGAAAGUAUGUAAUGUAUUACAGUCUCUUAUUUAAGGGACUAAUUGUUAAUGGUUAACUAUCCUUCCUGAUAAUUGCAUAUUUUUUAUAUCUUAAUGUAGGUGCCUUAUUGCCAUUCCUAAAGCUUCUUGUGCCUUUUUGGGGUAGAAUCCGGGGGAUGCACAAAAAGCCCUUAGAUGUAAGACCCCUUACUUACUGCACUAGCCUCUUCAUUCCUGCAAAUUACAAUUUUACAUACCAGAUAAACUGAUCAUCCAGUAGCCAAAAGUAUAAAGAAACCUUAAGAUAUAAUCAAAAGCAGCAUAGUUAAACUAUUUCAGUCACAUUGCAGCAUUGGGGAAUUUUAACUUUGGUUAUCAUGGGUAUUUAAGGAGAAAUAUAUUUUUUCUGUCAACCAGCUGGAGAUUGGGGGGCCAUUUUGUAUACAUAGAAUUCUUAAAUAGUAUUGUAAACUGACAUUUCCAAAACUAUAUUUUUUCUUUAAAAAUUGAGUCAUCAGGGACAUCUAUUGUCUAAUGUCUGUGUACAUUUGUUAAAAUAUUGAUAUAUCUACAUACAUACAAAUGUGCUUUAAGCUUUAUACACAUAAAUAUCAACAUAUAUAGAAUGUUGCACUAAAAAUACGACCACAAAAGUUAUAUGUGCAAAUAUUUGUGUUCUCUGUAUACCAAUGUGCAAUAUUUUGUGUGUAUUUAUAUCUGUUUGCAUGAACCUGCUGUAUGUGUGUGUAAAAGUGGACCCUUAUGAACUUUCACAAGCUGAAAUGUUGCAUAUAUUCCCAUAUUUAAUAUUUUUCAAGUCUUGGCAAUGAAAAGCUACAUUCCAAAGCAAAGAUGUCACAAGUUGAUGUAUAAUUUGGACAAAAAAAAUAUUUCUUACUGUUGCUGCUUAUUUUUCUAUUCUUUGUUUUAUUUUUAAUAAAAGCAAAUGUAAUCCUUCACCUUGUGUUUUAAUAAGCAUGUGAAAAAUGUGU
Messenger RNA from Pelobates cultripes (western spadefoot toad), 42278 nucleotides. The record is from the annotation of a GenBank genome assembly. NCBI's taxonomy places the organism in Eukaryota, Metazoa, Chordata, Amphibia, Anura, Pelobatidae.